Messenger RNA from Bombyx mori (domestic silkworm), 2574 nucleotides. RefSeq names its product delta-sarcoglycan. Bases 1407 to 2342 code for a protein of 311 amino acids. The record is from RefSeq and is a predicted model, not a curated record. Gene Ontology annotation, cellular component: sarcoglycan complex; membrane. Lineage: Eukaryota; Metazoa; Arthropoda; Insecta; Lepidoptera; Bombycidae. The transcript has 6 exons. Gene Ontology annotation, biological process: heart contraction.
UUUUGCGCUAAACUCCACACGAUAUCACGACACAAGUUUCCCAAAAUCUCAUUCUGCUGACCUUUUGCUGUAAGUUAUCAAAAAAGUGCCUUCGUGGCCAUCCCUCGGGGCUCACAUUUAUCAGUGCAAUAACUUCCAUGAAAACAUACAGUGACAUCCAAUGUUAUUUCAUUGCUGUAUCCAAAAGGCCCCGAAUAGGAAUACCAUGAAAUAUUCUCGUUUACUAGUCCUUUACUGCGUUAUGGACGCGUAAACUUUUACGGGGAACCCUAACACUAUUUGUACAGUUUCUUUAAAGUAUCUUCAAAGGCUUCUCCGAAUUAUUUAAUACGAAGCAUUCUCAAGAAUAUAAUAUGUAUUUAAAAAAUACAAAACCCGUAUUCUAAAUUUAAUUGAUGUACAACUAAAAUUGAACCAAAUCUUCUCUCUAAUUUCUCAAAGUCGCAUACCAAGGAUAUUAUUAUUCAGGUGAACCAGCAAGUCAGAUCCUUUGUCAGGGUCGCGUCCGUUUUAAUUAUUUACGACUUUAUAUGAACGUGUCAGUUAAUGACACGUUAACGUUAAAUAGAAUCCGUAAUAGAGACGAGCCCAGCUGUAUCCACAAUGUUGCGGAAUAAUGUCCCGCGCGAGACAGGCGUCCGAUUAAAAAUGCAGAACUUCAAAACGAGAUGGAUUCGGCUCCGAGACCACCGGCGUCGCUCGCGCAUACAGAUCCCAGUUUUGUUGUGACGACGGAACGGCAUACUCGUUCCCCCAAACACAGUUAAGUCUUAAAUCCUGUGAAUGGUUAAAGUCAGUGCUUAAAACAGGUAAUUCGAACAAAAGUCAACGGAAAAAAAGUGAUGAUGUACCAAAAAUAACUUACAUAAAAUUCAAAGACAGUCCACAAGAUCGAUCGGCGAACCGCAAGUACUAGACAUUCAUAAAUACGACGAGCGUGAAAGAGAGAAGCUGCAAUGUCGGUAUUUUAUUUACGUAGAAACUAAACGAUAUCCGUCCCGUUGCUAUUUUCGCAGUAUAUCGUUUAUUAUGAGGGCCGUCGGCGGCGCGGCGCGGCUGAGGGCGGGCGACGGCCGAGAGUCACGCGGGCCACUCCACCGCCUGAUAUUAUAUUCUGGAGCACGUCGGCCGUUCCCUCAACUUCCCUCACCUCGCUUCGCGCCAGAUAUUUCGAGUGCUGCUUCCACCACCUAUGCCUUUACCUAGUCUCAGUCACAGAGAACGCUCGAUGCAACCGCCCGCAUCGUUUUAAUAUAUAAAGUUAUCUCAUUUAAUUUUUAUUAAUUUCAAGUAUAAAAGUGUUUUCAAAUAUAUAUUUUAUUUAUUAUAUUUCUACUUUACUUGAUGAUAAUCUACAUAAAACAGAACCACAGCAAGUCCGUUAAACCAGGAAGAGGACACGAAACAUGAGCGUAGCGGAUACCAGUAAUAAUGCUAUCCGAGGAUGGGGUAGUACGCCAACAGGAAAUGCUCCUACUGUAAACGUGGGCAAUGAAAAUCGAACAAACCACAAAUGCCUCCCGGCAAUAUUCUUUAGAGGCUGGAGAAGGAACCUUCUUUAUGGAAUACUAAUAUUCCUCAUGAUUUUAGUAUUUCUAAACAUUGCAUUAACUUUGUGGAUCAUAAGCGCAUUGAAACUUAAUAUGAAUGGCAUCGGUCCCAUAAAAAUUAUGAACGGCGGGAUUCAGCUCCAAGGUCAAACGUGGGUUGUGAACAAUUUAGUUGCGUCGACAAUAUCAACACAACCCGCUCAUCCUAUCACGCUACACUCUCACCGCAACUUCACCGUACUCGUAUCCGACCCUAAACAUUCAGAACAUUCCAAGUUGUUAAUUAAGCGGGACAACAUUGAAUUUAGUGGUAAAAUGUUUCACGUGCGUGAUUCUCGCGGAGGUGACGUCUUUCGUGCUUCUAAAGAAGAAGUAAGAGUGUAUGCUGACACAUUUGCAGUGGACGGCAUCGGUGGUUUAGUAGUAAAAACUGCACUUCAGGUGCCUCUUGUACGGGCCCCUCCUGGAUCUGACUUACAAUUGGAAUCUUUGACGAGGGGGUUAGAUUUGAGAGCGCCUCAGUCGAUUUACUUCGAAAGCAGAGCCGGGAAAAUUGAUGUAACCUCGCACACUGAUCUGAAACUCAACUCUAUAGUAGGCGCUAUCAAAAUUGAUGCCCCAAAUAUUGUGAUUACGAAUUUGAAAGAAGCACAUGUAACAGAAAAACCGCAAAGAGGUAUAAGAAGUAUGAAAGUUUAUCAAUUGUGCGCAUGCGCAACUGGAAAACUAUUCUUAGCAGCACCGGAUGCGGUAUGCGCUGCGAAUGCUGACGACACCGAAUUGUGCCGAUGAUAAACAUAGAACUGUGAUAAAACACAACAAAAUCUAGUCAAUUUAGUAAAUAAACCCAUCUUAAAAGAUUAACUGAAAUUAUCGUUAACCAAAGCAUGGAUUACGUAGUCUUGAAUAGAUCGUAAUGCACGCCCAUAAAAUUAUAAGUGACCUUGAAAUUGUUAUCUAUAAAUAAUAAAUAAGAAAUAACUGUACGUACUGAACUUUAAGUCAAUAAAACUCGUUUGAAGCA